CCGCCGCGGCCAUGGUGCUGAACCCGGUGAUCGGGAAGCUGGUCAGCAAGAGGGUGGUGCUGGCCAGCGCCUCCCCCCGCCGGCAGGAGAUCCUCACCAACGUGGGUCUCCGAUUUGAGGUAGUUCCAUCCUGGUUUAAAGAGACACUUGAGAAGUCAUCUUUUGCAGCCCCUUAUGAAUAUGCCAUAGAAACAGCAAAGCAGAAGGCACUUGAAGUGGCAAAUAGAAUGCAUCUAAAACACCUUAGAACUCCAGAUAUUGUUAUAGGAGCAGACACUAUUGUGACUGUCGGAAAACAGAUUCUGGAGAAACCGGUUGAUAAACAAGAUGCAUAUAAGAUGCUGUCAAGGUUGAGUGGGAAGGAGCACAGUGUCUUUACGGGAGUAGCCAUUGUUCACUGCAGCAGUAAAGAUAAUCAUCUGGAGACUGAAGUCACUGAUUUCUAUGAAGAGACAAAAGUUAAAUUUGCUGAGCUAUCUGAGGAGCUUUUAUGGGAAUAUAUUCACAGUGGAGAACCAAUGGACAAAGCUGGUGGUUAUGGAAUCCAGGCCCUUGGUGGAAUGUUAGUGGAAUAUGUUCAUGGAGACUUCUUGAACGUGGUGGGCUUUCCUCUGAAUCACUUCUGCAAAAAGUUAGCGGAGUUGUAUUAUCCACCCCUCAAACAUACCAUACAGCAUGUCAAGCAUGACUCUAUCCCCUCUGUCGAGACUUUUGAGAACCUCAGUGAUGGAGAGAGUGACUCUUCAAAUCCCAUGCAGCAUAAAAGUGCUAACAAAUUAGAGAGGAAUGGGGUGCCCCUCUCAGGAGCCAUUCAUACGCCAGUAAACAGUGGUAGCAUCAAGCCUGUUUGUACAGUGGCUGUGGAAAAUCAGAGUGGAGUGAUGGAAUAUCCAGCUAAAUUCCCAUCAAAAAUUUUGGAACUUAUGGAUGGCUUCAGAGCUUCAAAGAGAAUGGCAUCUUUCAGCGGCUGCACCAGUGACCCAGGCUGUCGUACCAGCGCACAUUCCAGUUACAGUAAUACAGAUUCAGCGAACACAUAUCUGGUGUCGGACAGAGAAUAUUCACUUCAUGGUUACAUUAUCCAUUGUAAUGACCGCCUUUGGCAUCUCUUUACACACCUGGAGGCUGCUGUCAAAGAGGGGACCAUGCAGACCCAUCAGGCUUUUGGAAAGGAAACAGAGGACUUGUUUCAGGAUUCCUGUUAUCACAGUGUGGAGGCAAAGCAGCGUUUCAUGACUGCCAUGCAUAGCAUUGCCAAAUUGACAGCAAGAGACGUGGCAACAUCUUUUGAUCUUUCACCGUUUAGAUCUGUCUGUGAUUUGGGAGGUUGCACUGGAGUUCUGGCCCAUGAGCUAGUACAAAAAUACCCAAACCUAAACAUAACUGUAUUUGACCUUCCAGACGUCAUUGCAAAUGUCUCUUGCUUUCAGCCUUCAGGACUGCACAUAACUCCAGUGAUGUUCACAGCAGGUGACUUCUUCAAAGAUAAUCUUCCAGAAGCAGAUCUUUACAUCCUUUCACUAAUUCUACAUGACUUGAAUGAUGAAAAGAUUCACAUAUUGUUAAGCAAAAUAUCAAGUAUUUGCAAACCAGGCUGUGGAAUUCUGCUGGCUAAAAUGGUGUUGGAUGAUGAGAAGAAAAGAAGGAGCACAGCUUUGCUGCAGUCCUUGAACAUGCUUGUCCAGAUAGAUGGAAAGGAGAGGAAUAGCUCCGAAUAUAGAUGUUUACUGGAACACCAUGGCUUCACAAAUGUAGAAAUUAAACUGACAGGAAAUGUGUUUUGUUUUCUGCACUAAGAAAUAAAGAAAUGUUAUUUGGCAAUAAAAACCAGAAUACAUCAGCAAUCGC
Terrapene triunguis (Three-toed box turtle) is the source of this 1848-nucleotide messenger RNA. RefSeq names its product probable bifunctional dTTP/UTP pyrophosphatase/methyltransferase protein. The record is from RefSeq and is a predicted model, not a curated record. NCBI's taxonomy places the organism in Eukaryota, Metazoa, Chordata, Testudines, Emydidae. Bases 12 to 1796 code for a protein of 594 amino acids. The transcript has 13 exons. Gene Ontology annotation, molecular function: O-methyltransferase activity; nucleoside triphosphate diphosphatase activity.